GAGAGAGGAGGUGCGUCCGACCAAACAAACAUAGCCUGGCAACGUGGUCACCUCGCCGCCGCCGGUAGUCCGCGUCGAUUCGUAUAAAUUUCAACGAUGAAGAUCGAGGAGGUGAAGAGCACCGCCAAGACCCAGCGGAUCUCCGCGCACACGCACAUCAAGGGCCUCGGGCUCGACGAGAGUGGCGUGGCCCUCCAGAGCGCGGCUGGUCUCGUCGGCCAGGAAAUGGCGCGAGAGGCAGCUGGAAUCGUUGUCGAUAUGAUUAAGUCGAAGAAAAUGGCAGGACGUGCCGUGUUGCUGGCCGGUCCGCCAGGCACAGGCAAGACCGCGAUAGCGCUCGCCAUCGCUCAGGAACUUGGGAACAAAGUGCCCUUCUGCCCAAUGGUGGGCUCUGAGGUUUACAGCUCGGAAAUUAAGAAGACGGAGGUCCUCAUGGAGAAUUUCAGGAGGGCCAUCGGCUUGAGGAUCAAAGAGACCAAAGAGGUGUUCGAGGGCGAGGUCACCGAGUUGACGCCUGUCGAGACGGAGAAUCCCAUGGGCGGUUACGGUAAAACCGUAGCUCACGUGAUCCUGGGAUUGAAGACUUCCAAAGGCACGAAGCAAUUGAAACUGGACCCUUCCAUAUACGAGUCCCUGCAAAAGGAGAAGGUGGAAACUGGCGACGUAAUCUACAUCGAAGGCAAUAACGGGGCGGUGAAGAGGCAGGGUCGAAGCGAUAAUUUUGCUACGGAAUUCGACCUGGAAGCGGAGGAGUAUGUUCCCCUGCCGAAGGGCGACGUGCACAAGAAGAAGGAAGUUAUUCAGGACGUAACGUUGCACGAUUUGGACGUUGCUAAUGCCAAGCCGCAAGGGGGACAGGACAUAAUGUCCAUGAUGGGACAAUUGAUGAAACCCAAGAAAACUGAAAUCACAGAUAAGUUGCGGAAGGAGAUAAACAAAGUAGUGAACAAGUAUAUCGAUCAAGGCAUUGCUGAGUUAGUACCAGGAGUAUUGUUCAUAGACGAGGUUCAUAUGCUAGACAUAGAGACGUUUACCUACCUACACCGCGCCCUGGAAAGUGCUAUAGCGCCGAUCGUCAUUUUCGCGACGAAUCGUGGCCGCUGCGUCAUCAGGGGAUCCGAGGACAUCAGCUCUCCGCACGGCAUACCUCUCGACCUGUUGGACCGUCUUCUCAUUAUAAGAACUCUUCCAUACUCUAGACAAGAGAUCGAACAAAUAGUAAAACUGAGAGUCGUUACGGAAAGUUUGCAAAUCGACGACGAAGCUCUGUCCGUCCUCGGCGAACUCGGCACGAAGACUACUCUGAGAUAUGCAGUGCAACUGUUAACACCUGCUGCUCUGACGGCGAGAGUCAAUGAGAGAACCAGCAUCAAGAAGGAGGACAUCGAGGAAGUCAAUUCGCUCUUCUUAGACGCUAAAUCGUCCGCCAAGAUACUAGCGCAAAAUCAAGACAAAUUUUUGAAGUAAAACUUAAUCUUAAUGUAACUUAUUUCCCCCACAUAUCCGUCGGACAAAGAAUAAUUAAUCAUUUGUCGAUUGCGUCCUAAUUUUCUCAGUUCUUUGAUUAGUUAUCCUUAAUUACAAUUAAUUAAGACAAUUGUUUUAAGUGUACAUAUAAUGUUAAAAUCUAUUAUAAGAAAACAAUCUUAUAUGUACUAGAACAUUUCUCAUAUAAAUUGAUCUAUUUUACGUACGAAUGUUGCUUUCAAUAACAUCUCAUAAAUAAAAAAUCUUUUAAAACGUA
Vollenhovia emeryi is the source of this 1744-nucleotide messenger RNA. RefSeq names its product ruvB-like 1 (gene pont). Gene Ontology annotation, biological process: box C/D snoRNP assembly; regulation of transcription by RNA polymerase II; chromatin remodeling. Gene Ontology annotation, molecular function: ATP binding; ATP hydrolysis activity; DNA helicase activity. The coding region runs from base 97 to 1467 and encodes 456 amino acids. The transcript is spliced from 3 exons. The record is from RefSeq and is a predicted model, not a curated record. Gene Ontology annotation, cellular component: R2TP complex; Ino80 complex; Swr1 complex. Lineage: Eukaryota; Metazoa; Arthropoda; Insecta; Hymenoptera; Formicidae.